Centropristis striata (black sea bass) is the source of this 5744-nucleotide messenger RNA. It is a transcript of the gene slx4, whose product is annotated as SLX4 structure-specific endonuclease subunit homolog (S. cerevisiae). Gene Ontology annotation, molecular function: enzyme binding. NCBI's taxonomy places the organism in Eukaryota, Metazoa, Chordata, Actinopteri, Perciformes, Serranidae. Gene Ontology annotation, biological process: interstrand cross-link repair; DNA replication; meiotic DNA double-strand break processing. The record is from RefSeq and is a predicted model, not a curated record. Gene Ontology annotation, cellular component: Slx1-Slx4 complex; nucleus.
CAUGACCGGAAGCUCCAGCUGAAGCGGUGGAGUGAGAGCUUUUGAAAUGAAAACAAAUCCUGCUGGCCUUUUGCCUGUUUGAUUACCCAUACGAUUGAUAAAUAAUGCCGCAUAUAUCAAAAAAUAAACGACUCGCCAUGGCGGCAGACGAGUGCAUGAACAGUGAUGAGGCGGAGAGCUAAAGCUGAAGAACAAAUUCAUCAAACCUGGGAUGAUUGUUGCACCUGGGGACAUGCUGGCAUGGCCUUUUAAUGUGGGACAAAGUGAUUCAUCAUGGAUGACUCAGGCCAGGAUUUUGUAGAUCUCUGUGCAAAGUUGCUAAAACGAGUCCGCAAGAAACCAGGUGAGUCCAGACCGCCGAGGAAAGCAGAGCAGCAGCCCUCCUGUCAGGCAAAUGAAGGAGACAAGAGGAGGAGAAACAACAAAAGAGAUGGUGACUCUGGAUCAACGUGCGCUGGAACCCAGCCUGUUUGUACUGGUGCAGAAGCAGAGAAGCAUGUGGUCUGUGGAGGGACUGGACAUGACUCAGGAGAUGCAGAGUCGUCAGGUGUGCCUUCAUCAGCAGCAGGACAGAAAGCUGAGAGAGGUGUGGCGGCGAAAGAUAAAGUUCUUCAGAGAAUGCAGCAGUUUAAGAGAGCCAGUCCACAGAGGAUGGUGCACAAGGACAAGAACGAGCCAACAAACCACAAGAACGACCCUGUUGUUCCUCCUCCAGCUCUGACACACAGACGAGAUACUCCAGAGUCUUUCAGCUCAGGUCUCCUUGUGGAGUCCCCAGACAGCGACGAGGCUCUGGCCCUACAGCUACAGCAGGAGCUGGACAGGGAGGCAGCAGAGGCACAGACGGUGGACCUGGAGGACGGAGGACUCUUCUUCUGUCAGAUCUGCCACAGAGAUCUGUCACACAUGACACCUAAGGGGCGGACGCAGCAUCUCAACAGGUGUUUGGAUGAAAGUGAAGAGAGCGCCCCACCACCCCCUCCUCCGCCUCCUGGUGUCCCCGACUGUCCCAUUUGUGGCAAGAAGUUCAAGUCCCAGAAGAGUCGCUCGGCCCACCUGAAGCGCUGCUCCUCAGACAUGGGCGUCGCUCCGGCUGAGCUGCUGCAGGCUCUGCAGAGACAAACUGAGGAGGCCCCGAAUGUCCCCACUGCUGCUAACACAACUAAUCAGACUGGAGCCACUAAAAGAAAAGGCCCAUCCAAGCCGGGUCUCCCUGCAAGGAAGAAGCCCAGGAAGAAGACUGCACCCCUGGAUGAAGACACCAUGGUGGCCCUGGCUCUGUCCAAAUCCCUGCUGGAACAGCAGCAGCAGAGCGACAGAGAGUCAGAGGGGCUGUUACACACAAACACUGCUGCCUCUCACGUCUCCAUGACUCCAGCGUUGAAGUGGAGGCCAGACGCUGGUAAGGGGCGUGGAAAAAGGAAAAAGGGCGCCGUCCCUCGUCCUCCUCCGCUCCUCCUCGUUCAGGAUGCGGAGGCGGCUCUGACGAGGCUGCAGGAACGCGUUUCUGCUCUCCUCCUGCGCAGUCGGCCCCCCUCUCCCCCCACCCCGACCCGCUGCCCCAGCAGUCUGCCUGGCUGGAGCGGUGCUGCCCCCCUCUGGCAGAAGAGCACACUGCUGGACGGGAGCUCCACCCGUCCGUCUGAUUUCUACACUCCAGAGCUCCGAGAGUUCAUCACGCCCUGGGAGUCAGCAGCGACGGAUGCAGCUACAUCCAGCCUCAUCAACAAACUGGAGUCUGUCCAACAUGUGAGUGAAGGGACUCCUGUCACAGGGACCAGGGUCUCCACCCAGCCGUCCUCCUCCUCACAGGGGACAGAGCAGCUGCUGAUGGACCUGAUGGAGCUGGCUGAAGACGGCACCACCCUCACUCAGUGUGGUCACUCUGCUUCGGGCUCUGACAAAGACAGAGGAGGCAGUCAGAUCACAAACCUUCGUCUGAGCGGCUUCGUCCUGGAGGAGUCGGAAGAGCAGCUGAGCGGCUUCAUGCCACAAACGACACACGCGCAUUCAGAGGACGCCCAGAGUCGAGCAAGGAGGACGACUGAUCGGCCAGGAGCAGAUAAAGAGACGGGCAGACACCCAUCAGUGGCGCUGUCCAGACUGGCUUCAGACCUGAGCAGCAUGGUGAACAACCCUCAGCUCAGUGACCUGCAGCUCCAGGUGGACAGCGGAGAGGUCUACUUCGCUCAUUCCUUCAUGGUGUACGCUCGAUGCCCCCUGCUGGCAGAAAUGGUACAUGAGAGUGGUUUUGGGGUGCAGGAGGAAGGCGUGCCUGCAGCCAAGAGGGUGUUGUUGAAUGAUGUGUCGGGCCAGGCGGUGCUUGUGUUGCUGCAGUAUCUCUACACCGCCUGCUGCUCCAUCCCACCAUCACUUCGGCCUCAUGUACUGGAGCUCGCAUCCAGGUUUGACUUGCAGGAGCUACAGCAGCUUUGUGAGCUCCACCGAGAGGAUGCAGCAGCAACUCAGGGAAAUGAGGAAGAGGACACGAACCAGGAGGACAACAACCAAACGCACCAGGCUCUCACGGAGCUGCUGCGCUCCAUGUGGGACGAAGGGGAAGAAGACGAACAGGGCACAGACUCCGAUGGAGGAAGGGACGAAGAAAGAGGAUUGGAAGAAGAUCAUCAAGGCGCUGAGUUGGCAUCAGGUGACGGAGAGAUCCGGGAUGAGAAAGUGAACGAGGAAGAGCUGGAGGAGAUCUACGAGUUUGCCGCCACGCAGAGAAAGAGGGAGGAGAAAGACGGCACGGAGGAGGAGGAGGAGAAGGUAGACGAGGAAGAAGAUGGAGAAGAAGUGUUUGCAAAACUUACAGAGCCAGAAAGAAGCUCGACAGUGAAUAACCUGCAGCCGGACGCCAGCCUGGAACAAAGCUACAAUCGCCUCUUCUCUGAAUCGUGGGGGGUCUACGAGGAGGAAGAUCCUUCAUCGUUACCCUCCACUUCUGGCCUGGCUCGGCCACACCCCCCUCAAUCACAACAACACCAGUCCCCUCAUAAACCUGAAUUGUCCGGCAGAGCUUUGCUUCAGUCUUCAGCUAGCUUAGUUGAAGACCUUUCUCUCAGUCCUCCACCCACUACAUCCAACCUGCCUGUCCCAGGUCAGUCCCCUGAUCAGCGGGCUGACUGGGGUGGCGCCGGAGACGAGGGAGCUGAUAGUCCGGCUUUUAAGCGAGAAAGCCAUGGUCCUCGUAGUAUUUGUGUCCCCCUUUCUCCAGAUUCUCCUCAGGAAAAGAAGGAGCCUGAGCUCAUAGUUCUGUCUGACUCGAGCGAGGACAUGGAGGUAGUUCUUAGUUCCCGCAGUCUUUCGCCAUGUUCCCCUCAUGCAGCCCAGAACCUGCAGAGCUACACCCAGAUCAAACCUCCGCUACCCCUGAAACCUAAAGAAUCCACUGUGGAGAGUAAACAGUCCUGUAGUUUAGAGGUUAGUCCUGAUGAUGCAUCUGCAGCGCCGGUUCGGAGUCCUCUCAGUCCCUGGUGUGACCAGAAUCCAGUCGACUGUUCUCCAGAAGUGUCCUGGCUGAUCCCAUGCACGCCGGUCCAGUCUGGAAGACGAACCUCGUCCAGCUCCACUCAGACUAAAAGCAGCAUCUGCAGGACGACGCUGUUCCCUAAAGGAGACUCUUCCUCACUCUCAUCCUCCAACAGACUGCAGACCUCCAACAGUUCAGCCAGAGUUUCUUCCCUCAUGUGCCCAGCAGAUGGCAGUGUUUCCAAGUUAAAACUGGACGAGACCUGUAGCUCCAGUAGAGCCAGUAGUCGUGAUGCGAGUAAAGAUGAAGGACUGUUUCACUUUCCUCCGUCCCUACCUAAGCUAUGGAUCUCAACUUCCUCAAAGCAGGACACACCCCUCCACAUCCAGGCCCAGCCUCACAGCAGCACUCCCCUGCUGCACACAGAGCUCCACAAGGCCCCCAUUCUUCUAACCUUCCCGCUCCACAGCAACCUGGAUAAGAUGUUGACAAGUCAAGGACGGGAUAGGGCGCCAUCUGAAAGCCCGGAGAAGACAGAGUUGGCCAGCUUUCAUCUCUCCCCCCUGUCAGAUCAGCCCUCCUCUUCCUCUCACAGAGGUCCUCAGAGUUCACAGAGGAACAACAAGUCUUCUAGUCGAAGUCGAAGUGAGUCGAGCAGUCACAAUAACACAGGGCCUGAGCUCAAGACGACAGGAAUAGGAAGCGAGGAGGGUGAAGGAGAGAUGAGGUGUGAAAAUAAAGACACAGGUGAUGGAGGAGCUCAGGAAGAAGAACAGACAGAAGGUGCUGAAUCCAGUUUCCAGCAGAGCUUCAUGGAUGAGCCCCCAAUAGCUUUCAACGACUCGUGGGGUUUUGAUGCCUGUGAAGAGCCGGAGGCAAACCCGGGCUGCUUCAGUCUGCGGCUGGAGGACAGCGGAGCAUCCAGCCAGCAAGGCGAGCGCAGCCUGGGACAGCGAGACACGUCUAGAGACCGUCCACAUUCACCGCCCGGUCGCAGCGUCUAUUUAUCAAACAGUCAUGUCGGUGUGACCGCUUCCUCUCCAUCCAAGGCCCACAGGACACAACCACCCACAGGUGCACAGGCUCAUACAGGCCGGUCCUUCACCCCUUCACCACCCGACCCCACCACCAAGACCCCUCCACAGAUUAGCAACAGCCUGCUGGACUCCAAAAUCUGGGACAGCUGGGAGGAGGACGAAGAGGAGGAGGUUCUUCCUCUCUCUCAGAGGGUGGACCCUUCUGCUCAGCUCAAAACACCAAUAUCGUCACAUAAUAAAAAGCGGCGCACUCUGGUGCCCAUCACCCCCAUGCCCCACUACUCUGACUUGGACACACCGGAGCUCAAGAACAAACUCAACAGGUUCGGUGUUCGGCCUUUACCCAAGCGCCAGAUGAUCCUCAAACUGAAGGAGAUCCACCAGUACACGCACCAGCUGCUCAGCUCUGACUCUGAGGACGAGACUAACCCUCCAUCCACCAGUUCAGAGGCUCCUCACAACAGGCCGGCCUCCUGCACCCAGAGAGGGAAGUUUAAAGAGCCCAGAGCGCCCGCUGCCGUCUCCCCUCUGAAGGCCAACAGAGAGGAGGAGGCGGAGCCGCUGUCGGCCUCACAGGGCUCCAACACCUCCUCUACUGCUGCCAGCGACGAGUCUGACAGCUCCAGCCCAGAGCUGAACCUCCCCUCCGACUCAGACAGCGAGGAAGACAUCUCCGCCUCCCAGGCAGUGAACCGGCUUCAGGAUCGACUCCAGGCGGUGCGCGACUUCAUCCUCUCUGACUCCGGACUGUACAAUAGGAUUCUCCAGUACCAGCCUCUGGUCUUGUCGCAGCUCCAGGAGCAACUCAAAGCAGCAGGGAUCCGCCUGGGUGCUGCCAAGCUGGUGGACUACCUGGACUCUCAGUGCAUCACCUUCACCACGGCCAAACCGGGCCAACCCGCACCCACCCGCAGGCGCGGCAAGAGGAAAAAGGCAGCAGGUGAAAGUGCAGCAGGCAGGAAGAGAGUGGUUACAGCCAUGAUUUAAAACUUUAAGACUACAAGAGCGGAAACUGUGAGAGAAGUGGCAGGUUUUUAGUGUUUGGACACGUGUUUAACAGACAGAAGAUUCAUUUUAUGGUUGUUUUUGGACAGCUGGCACCAGGCUGGUCUGGUUUUACCAUGUUCUAUGUUAUUAUGUAAAAAUUAUUCAUGUUUUGUAAUUUAAUUAUUUUGUUUUAAAAUGUUGCAUUAUGUCCCCACUAUGAAAUAAAAAAAAAGGUAAAUGUUUACCAU